GCCGGUGGAGGACCCGGCUGUUUGGGCGGAAGUGCUGGUCGGGAUGCUUCGGUGAAAGCCCUUGUUUCCCGAGGGUCCGCGGCGGUGCGGGCCGCUGACGGCCGCCAUGAGCCGGCUCCAGGAUGACUACGAUCCCUACGCUCUGGAGGAGCCGAGCGACGAGGAGCCCGCGUUGAGCAGCUCUGAAGAUGAAGUGGAUGUGCUUUUACAUGGAACCCCUGACCAAAAACGCAAACUCAUCAGAGAAUGUCUUACUGGAGAAAGUGAAUCAUCUAGUGAAGAUGAGUUUGAAAAAGAAAUGGAAGCCGAAUUAAAUUCCACCAUAAAAACAAUGGAGGACAAGUUAUCUUCUCUGGGAACCGGGUCUUCCUCAGGAAAUGAGAAAAUUGGAACAGCACCAACAAAGUACUAUGAUGAUAUAUAUUUUGAUUCUGAUUCUGAGGAUGAAGACAAAGCAGCACAAGUGACCAAGAAAAAAAAGAAGAAACGGCACAGGAUUCCAACAAAUGAUGAAUUACUAUAUGAUCCUGAAAAAGAUAAUAGAGACCAAGCGUGGGUUGAUGCACAGAGAAGAGGUUACCAUGGUUUUGGACUACGGAGGGCACACCAGCAACAACAGCCAGUUCCAAACAGUGAUGCCGUCUUGAAUUGUCCUGCUUGCAUGACCACUCUGUGCCUUGAUUGUCAAAGGCAUGAAUCCUACAAAACUCAAUAUAGAGCCAUGUUUGUGAUGAAUUGCUCUGUCAACAAAGAGGAGAUUCUAAGGUAUAAAACUCCAGAAAACAGGAAGAAAAGGCGGGGCUAUAAGAAGAUGAAGUCUAACCGUGAGGAUCCUGCAGAGCAGGCAGAGACAGAAGAGGAGGAAAUCUACCAUCCAGUCAUGUGCACAGAAUGUUCCACUGAAGUGGCAGUCUAUGACAAGGAUGAAGUCUUUCACUUUUUCAAUGUUUUAGCAAGCCAUUCCUAAACAGCAUAGCUGGCAUUUAGUUUCCCAGUGUGAUUUACAAGGCAAAUAUGGACAGUUACUUUCCUUUUACCUAUUCAUAUCAUUAAAUGAUUAUGACU
This is a messenger RNA of Perognathus longimembris pacificus (Pacific pocket mouse), 1065 nucleotides long. RefSeq names its product E2F associated phosphoprotein (gene Eapp). The transcript has 6 exons. Gene Ontology annotation, biological process: positive regulation of cell population proliferation. Lineage: Eukaryota; Metazoa; Chordata; Mammalia; Rodentia; Heteromyidae. The coding region runs from base 107 to 967 and encodes 286 amino acids. Gene Ontology annotation, cellular component: nucleus. The record is from RefSeq and is a predicted model, not a curated record.